AUGACCUUUCUUUCACAGUCCCCGCAUUUUGUAGCUCAUGACGUCCUGGGAUUGGCGUCGCCUACUAGAGGCCUGCGUAAUGCAGGCAGACACUUUUCGCAAUUUUUUCUUGGGAAGGACUGCGAAAUCUCCACCACUCCUAUUGACGUUUCUGACUCACUCCGCCUCAAUACCCUCAUUCCAUAUUCCAUGAUGCAGGACGUUCCUUGCAUCAACAACUUGCUUCCAGUUGAGAUUAUCGGAGAGAUUUUUCGGCACUACGUGUUCGAUGUAAAUCCCGACCCCAUCACUGGGUAUUCGCGCAUUACUGCUCAUGCGGGAGCGCGGACGAGCGCCAUAACCCUCUGCCAUGUUUGUUCCUACUGGCGCACCCUCGCAUUCUCCAUCUCCAGCCUCUGGUCUUCACUCUGCGUGAUCUGGCCUAAGAUGGGCUAUGUCCAUCUCGUGCGGCUCUGGCUGGAAAAAUCGAAGUCGCGUCCUCUCUCCCUUGAUCUUGCUCAGUACCAUUCUUCGGAGGAACACGAUAUCGUUGCCAUGAGGCAAAUUCUCGACCUUUGCAUUGCUACUGCUCCGAGGUGGCGGGAGAUAUCUCUCAGUUUAACUCACGCUUUGCAAGAUAUGUUUUGUGGUUUGGAAGAAGGUUCUAUAGGAAUGCUGGAGUCUUUUGACGUCCGCCUUUUCAAAUGGAGCCAAUGCCGAAAAAGCCAAUUACUCAAUGCGUUUUACUCCUCUCCACUUCUCCGGCGAACCGAGUGGCGCUUAUUUGAGCGCGCUCUUCCUGGAAACCCACCUUGGAAGCAGCUUUCGGCAGUGACGCUGAAUUGCCAAUCGGACUCCGAAGAAUUUUUCACAAUUCUUUCACAAUGUGAACGGUUGGAAUCCCUCGACGUUGAUGUUCGAUUCAUUAUGUCGCAAUCACCCACUGCAUAUUCCACCUUCUCACUCCCCAAUCUCUUUGAUUUGAGAUUGGGUAUGAUGUCCACAAAAGAUUUUGAAUCAUUAUUCGACCAUUUAAUUUUGCCUCGAUUGGAAGUCAUCGAGAUGCGACAUGGUUUUGAGGAUUCCUCUCCUCAAGGAUGGAUAUCUCUUCGCAAUCUUCUUUCUCGAUCUUUCUGUCAGUUGUCUAGCUUCAUCUAUGGCGGUUACAAUUUGGACGAAGCUGAAUUUAUCAGGGUUUUGACUUCUUUCAACCUAUCAUCCCUGGUCGACCUCUCACUCUCCGUACCUAUCACGGAUAACAUAAUCGAUGCCCUAACAAACGAACAGAUACGCCAUGGAUCUCCGCCGCUGCCGCUGCUGAGACACCUGGUAUUCAGUAAUUGUCGGACGUCAGAUGGCGUCUUCUCGACUUUUAUCGGCUCCAGGUUGCUAACAGUCGAAUCUGUCGAGGUGCACCUGCGCGGUGUUUCGGCGUACUCAGAUGAUUUGAACGCGAUGGAAAACUUGCAACAGGAAAAUCUUGCCAUCAGCAUUGUCCUGUAUGGUGAAAUAUUCCGCAGCACAGUCGUUGCGUAG
Messenger RNA from Laccaria bicolor S238N-H82, 1515 nucleotides. RefSeq lists its product as uncharacterized. The coding region runs from base 1 to 1515 and encodes 504 amino acids. The transcript has a single exon. NCBI's taxonomy places the organism in Eukaryota, Fungi, Basidiomycota, Agaricomycetes, Agaricales, Hydnangiaceae. The record is from RefSeq and is a predicted model, not a curated record.